This is a messenger RNA of Abrus precatorius (Indian licorice), 1401 nucleotides long. RefSeq lists its product as uncharacterized. Lineage: Eukaryota; Viridiplantae; Streptophyta; Magnoliopsida; Fabales; Fabaceae. Gene Ontology annotation, molecular function: protein binding. The record is from RefSeq and is a predicted model, not a curated record. Bases 1 to 1401 code for a protein of 466 amino acids. The transcript has 4 exons.
AUGGGGAAGACAGGAAAAUGGCUUAGAAGCUUCUUGACAGGUAAGAAAGACAAGGAAAAGGAGAAGGAAAAAUCGGCAACUAACUUGAGUUCUUCAAAUGGAACAGAAAAUCCAACCACUCCAAUUUCCACAACCCCAAAGGAGAAAAAGAGGUGGAGUUUUAGAAGAUCAUCAGCCUCAGCCACACCACCAACAACUUCCAAGGAAUUGAACUUUGCAGAAUCAAAUGUUACGGCUUCUUCACAACAGAUAGUGCAAACUGCCACUGAUAUUGAGAAUGAGCAAAGGAAGCAUGAAAUGGCUGUGGCUGCUGCCACAGCAGCAGCAGCUGAUGCUGCAGUGGCAGCUGCACAGGCUGCAGCUGUUGUAAUUCGCUUAACUUCUGCUUCCAAUGAAACAUCUAAGAGUAUCGAAGAGGUUGCUGCCAUUAAAAUUCAAUCUGUCUUUCGGUCUCACUUGGCAAGAAAAGCAUUGUGUGCUCUUAGAGGAUUAGUGAAGUUGCAGGCACUAGUAAGGGGUCAUUUGGUGAGAAAACAGGCCAAGGCAACUCUGAGAUGCAUGCAGGCUUUGGUGACAGCACAAGCCAGAGCUCGUGCUCAGAGGAUUCGAGAGUCAGAAGGAAAGCCUCAUCAAAAACAUUCAACGCAGAGAAAUGCUACAGAAGAUUACAUGUUCAGGCAUUUAUAUAAUGAAAUGGACAGAGGCUUGGAAGACAACGUCAAGAUUGUUGAGAUGGAUGUUUGUUUAUCAAAAUGGAACUCAAGAAGCAGAAGCAGCAGUGUACAUCAUCAUGGACAUCACGAACAAUUUGACCAUAGAUUUUCAACACAUUAUUCAACAAAUGGUUCAUACUCAAAGGAAGAAAACUACAAGGUAUCGCCAGCUCCAUCAGCUUUGACAGAGCUGAGUCCAAGAGCCUGCAGUGGCCAUUUUGAGGACUGCUUCAGCACAGCACAAAGCAGCCCCCAGUACUACUCAGCUGUGUCAAGAGCAGAUGAUUCAAAACAUCCUUUUGCAUUCCCUGGGCCAGCUUAUGCAGAAUCCAUGUCCUAUGACUACCCUUUGUUCCCAAAUUACAUGGCUAACACUGAAUCUUCAAGGGCUAAAGUCAGAUCACACAGUGCACCAAAACAAAGACCAGCAGAUUCAUUUGAAAGACAACCAAGCCGGCGAAGAGUGUCAGUGGAAGGAAGAAAUGUGCCAAGGCCAAUGAGGAUGCAGAGGUCAUCUUCACAUGUGGGUGCCACUGCCCAUAACUACCAAUACCCUUGGUCUAUCAAGCUUGACAGAUCCACUGUUUCACUCAAAGACAGCGAGUGUGGCUCUACAAGCACAGUGCUCACAAACACUAACUACUGCAGAUCUCUCGUUGCAUAUGAUCCACGUGGAGAUAGGUAUUGA